Molecule: messenger RNA, 830 nt
Organism: Amyelois transitella
Lineage: Eukaryota; Metazoa; Arthropoda; Insecta; Lepidoptera; Pyralidae
Exons: 4
Coding region: 98-748 (216 amino acids)
Molecular function (GO): transcription cis-regulatory region binding
Source: RefSeq, a predicted model, not a curated record
AUAUAAAUUCUUUCCUUCUAGCCGUCAAAAUGACAGCAAGCAGCAGACAAAAACAAUUUUGAUCGCAUUGAACUUUGAAGUCGAGAAAUAAAUUAAAAUGACAGUCCAACAGCUUAACUCGAAUAUUUCUGACGACUCAGAUGAUAUGGUUAGUUUGCCGUCCGAGGAAGAUAUUUAUAGGAGAAAAUAUCAAUUAUUACUUGAACGAUGUGAAGUCUUGCAACAGGAUAAUGAAAGAAUCAUCAAUAGAAUACAGGAAGCAAAGAAAAUAACAAAGCGCUAUAGUAAAGACAUUAAGCUGCUAGUCGAAAGACUGGAUAGUCAUGGAGAUGCCUUUAGGACCGCUUCCAUGGAGCAGGAGACGAAACCCGAAGUAGUGUCGAAGCCAACUCGGGCCCCACCCAAGGCCCAGUCAUCUAAACAAAUGGACAAACAGAAUGCUACUGGAGGAAAAAAACCAGGCUCUAAAAGAAAAAGCAAAGCAGAUAAACCGGAAAGAGAUCCUAACGCCCCAAAGAAGCCAUGCAAUGCAUUCUUCCAAUUUUGUCAAGAACAAAGGCCGUUGAUCAUAGCUGAGGCUAAUACAGAAGUAGGAGCAGAGCCUACUAAACAGGAAGUCACAAGGCAGUUGGCUUCACGAUGGAGAUCCCUUAGUAAUGAAGAGAAAAGGGUGUAUGUUGCUAUGUUCGAGAGAUCUAAAGAGAAAUAUGCAGAAGAAAUGUCAGCAUACAUAAAGAAAGAACAAUGAUGGUGUUUGCAAUACUAGCUCGUAUUUCCCUUGUGAUUGUCAGCUUUAAGUUUAGGUUAAUUAAUUAUAAUGUUUUGUACAA